AUGUCCUAUGCAGAAUUGUUUCCUGCGCUGCUAGCUAAAAAUCAUGUACAAACAAGGUCUCCACCACCUGUGCCAAAGGACCUUCCCUAUUGGUACAAGGCAGAUCAAUUUUGUGCUUACCAUCAAAGGGCACCAGGACAUAGCAUUGAAAAGUGUUUUGGUCUAAAGUCAGAUGUUCAGAGGCUCAUCAAGAGUGGUAUCCUUUCAUUUAAGGAUGUAAACCCCAAUGUUCAAGUUAAUCCUCUACCGCAACAUGAUUCAUCCUCAGUUAACAUGGUAUAUGGUUGCCCGGGAAGUUUCUGGAUCUACGAUGUACGGUUGGUGGGCGAGAACUUAGUAAAGAAACACACUAGAUAUAGCAAGAAUGGUUUUGUGCCUCCACAUAACUACGCCUCUUGUAGGGUUUGUUCUGGGAACUCUCAAGGAUGCCUAACUGUUGUAACAGAUCUCCAGGAUCAAAUGGACCAAGGUUACAUUGUAGACUACCGAGCCAGAGAUUAUAAUCAGGUCAAUAUGGUCAAUAGUGACAACAAAGUGAAUGUCAUAGUUCCUCAGUUCAACAAUUUCGAGCCUAUACAUAUUACUUAUGACAGUCGGAAGACUUUUGUGACUCCUCUGGUCAUUAACUUAUCGGGCCUAGUUCGCUACCAAUUUUAUAAAGUUGUGCCUUACAAGUACGAUGCUACAAUGACUGAGAAUGGAAAUGAUGUUCCUCUACCCUCCAUUGUUAACAUCGUUGAUGUAAGCAGGGUCACAAGGAGUGAGCGUAUAUUUGCAAAAAGGAUUGAGGAUGUCGCAGAAGGAAAGCAGGCUCAUGUUGAGAUCCUUUUUGAACCGGUUGACCAAUCUGAUAAAAUGAAUCCGAAAAGUGAUGACGAUGAGGUGUUGAAGCUCAUCAAGAAAAGUGAAUACAAUAUGGUGGAACAAUUACUGCAUACACCUUCCAAGAUAUCUGUGUUAUCUUUGUUGAUGAACUAUGAGGCUCACCGUGAAGCUUUGCAGAAAGUCUUAAAACAAGCCUAUGUAGACCAUGAUGUGACGGUCAGACGGUUUGAUGGUAUCGUCGCUAACAUCACGGCAUGCAACAACUUGAGUUUCAGUAAUGAAAAGCUCCCCGAAGAAGGAAGAAAUCAUAAUGUGGCACUAAAUAUCUCAAUCAACUGUAUGAAUGACUCUUUGUCAAGUGUGUUAGCGGAUAUAGGCUCGUCUCUCAAUGUCAUGCUGAAGUCGAAACUUUCCAGACUUUCUUUUCAAGGUGCUCCUAUGAGGAGUAGCGGGAUUAUUCUCAAAUCUUUUGAUGAAGCUACGUAUAGUUGUUUAUUGGGUCGGCCUUGGAUCCAUGAAGCUGGGGCAGUCACUUCCAUUCUGCAUCAUAAGCUUAAAUUUGUGAAGAAAGGGAAGCUAGUGACAGUCUAUGGGGAGAAAACACUGGUUGUGAGUCACUUAUCAUCUUUAUCUUAUCUUGAACCUAAAGAAGCUGUUGGAACUCAAUUCCAAGCCCUUACUUUGAUUGACAAAGAUGUCAAGAGAGGAGUAUCCAUCUCUUCAUUCAAGGAUGCACAACGACUAAUAAAUGAUGGUAUAACCGAUGGUUGGGGAACAUUUUUGGAUCUCCCAGAAAACAAACACCGAGAGGGUUUAGGCUUUUCUCCUACUUCCAAGAAGAUUGCAGAAGGAAGUAGAUUUGUUUGUUCAAUCAAAGAAACUUUCCAUAAUGAAGGGUUCAUCAAUCCCACUUUGCUAGAAGUUAGUGUCGUCACUAAGGAUGAUGAUUCAGCAUGGGAACCCUACUGCGACGAUCCUGAAUAUGAUAUUGAGGCAGAUGAUGCAUAUGUGCCUUUCUAUUUUCCUCAUCAUAGAAAACUUGAAUACAUCCCGGGGGUUGGACACCGAUAUUGUGGAGCAUCAUUUACCGUUGAGGCCAGAGUGCCCACCGAUCCAGAAAAAGUUAAGAAGAACUCGUCUAGACCUGGCGAUCAAAUCAAAGAGGAAGUGAAAAAGCAUAUUGAUGCAGGUUUCCUUGUCACAUCAGAGUAUCCGCAGUGGUUGGCCAACAUUGUGCCAGUUCCCAAGAAGGAUGGGAAGGUUCGCGUGUGCGUUGACUACAAAGAUCUAAACAAAGCCAGUCCUAAGGAUGACUUUCCUCUGCCACACAUUGACAUGUUGGUCGAUAGCACUGCCAAGUUCAAGGUCUUCUCUUUCAUGGAUGGAUUUUCCGGUUACAAUCAAAUCAAAAUGGCGUCCGAAGAUAUGGAAAAAACAACUUUUACUACAUCUUUGGCAUAUUUUGCUACAAAGUAA
Molecule: messenger RNA, 2301 nt
Organism: Lathyrus oleraceus (garden pea)
Lineage: Eukaryota; Viridiplantae; Streptophyta; Magnoliopsida; Fabales; Fabaceae
Exons: 3
Coding region: 1-2301 (766 amino acids)
Source: RefSeq, a predicted model, not a curated record